Molecule: messenger RNA, 375 nt
Organism: Rotaria sp. Silwood1
Lineage: Eukaryota; Metazoa; Rotifera; Eurotatoria; Philodinida; Philodinidae
Source: the annotation of a GenBank genome assembly
AUGUCCAUCACUAAUUCUGGUGUAUAUGAAUAUCCAUUAAAAUGUCGGGUCAGGGCUGCCAACCGUACCCAUUUUGGGGUACAAUACCCCAUUUCGACAUUUUGUACCCCAGAAAAUUUCGUACCCGAGGGGUACAUAUUUUGUACCCCAUUUCGUUUUUUAAGUCUGGAAUGUGAUAAAACACCAUAUCAAGGUCUAUAUGAAUAUCCAUUAAAAUGUCGAGUAAGUCUGUAUGAAUGUCCAUUACUAAUUCUGGUAAGUGUAUAUGAAUAUCCAUUAAAAUGUCAGGUAAGUCUAUACGAAUGUCCAUUACUAAUUCUGGGAAGUGUAUAUGAAUAUCGAUUACAAUUUCUGGUCUAUAUGAAUAACCAUUAA